Molecule: messenger RNA, 4397 nt
Organism: Lingula anatina
Lineage: Eukaryota; Metazoa; Brachiopoda; Lingulata; Lingulida; Lingulidae
Product: rab GTPase-binding effector protein 1
Biological process (GO): endocytosis
Cellular component (GO): intracellular membrane-bounded organelle
Molecular function (GO): metal ion binding; GTPase activator activity; growth factor activity
Source: RefSeq, a predicted model, not a curated record
GUGGAUGUGGGGGCUCUUCGUGCCAGGAUAUUACAGAUGGAGCAAAGCCAAGAAGAACAGGCCAGAACACGGCAAGCACAGGAAGCAGAGUUUGGACGAAAAAGGGCCCAGUUUAUGGACAUGUUUAAGAAGAAAGAGGAAGAACUGAAGGAAUUGCAACAUGUCUUUGGUACCACCAAAAAAGAAAAUGACAACUUGAAGGAAGAACUUCAUCGCUUGAAAACCGAGCUUGAAGACUUCCAUACUGCUACUGAUCUGUUCAAGCAAGAUGCAAUGGAGGAUAUGCAGCUUAAACACCAGCAGGAGUUAGCAUCCAUGCAACAAAUUAUGGAGGAAGCUACAGAGGGAGUGAGAGAUUCUGUGAGAGCUCAGUAUGAACAAGAAAGAGCAAGCCUCUUGAAGACCAGAGAAAGGUUGGAAGCAGAAGUGCAGGAACUGAAAAGCAAACUGACCCAAGAAAGAGAAGGGUUUUUGUCGUCUGUAACAAAAACCUUGAAAAGAGUUGGUGUUGGAGCUCAGUCUGAAGCAGAAAACUUAGAAGAACAUAUGAAAAAGGCCCAAGAGGAUGCUCAGAUGUUGAAAUCAGUGGUAUUACCCUUGGAAGAAGAGAUUGAGUCACUCAAGACUAAGCUACGAGAAUAUGAAGGCCAGCGAGGCCUGUCCCCAUCACUAGUGGAAUUUGAACGUCGUGAGAAGUCACGAUCCAGAAGUCAGUCACCAGCAUUGGAUCUGGAUGAGAAGGUGAAGGAACUUAAUCAUUCUCUGGAGGUUGAGAAGUCAUCUCGCACUGACCUGGAGAUGUACACAGCAGUCCUCAACACACAGAAGUCAGUCUUGCAAGAUGACAAUGAUAAACUGAGGAAAGAGUUGCAUGAAGUGUGUCGUCUGCUAGAGAAAGAACAGAAGGAGCACAAUGACCUCAAGCUGACCUGGCAGAUGGCCAAUGACCAGUUCCUGGAGUCCCAGAGGUUAAUGAUGAUGGACAUGAGGAGAAUGGAAAGUGUGUUGUCUGCUGAGCAGCAGAGGCAAAUUGCAGAGAUGCAGAAGAAGGACCAGGACCGCGAAGCCCAGGAAAAGAAAGUUAGGGAUUUGGAACAGCAGAGGAAGGAGCAGGAGCAGAGGAUAGCAGAUGAAGAAAAACAGAGACAGGAUCCAACAAUGAGCCCACCAAAGGGUCUGUCCCCAGAAAGUGACCAAGACGGAUCAUUCACAGGAUCCAAAACUUCUCUGAACUCUCUACAACAAGAUGACUUGUUGAACUUUUUUGACACUGACAAUAGGGGAGAGGGUGAAGGGGCUGAGAUACCCAAAUCCUUCUCCAGUUCUCACAUAGCAAAUUUUUCCAAGGAGAUAUCAGAAAAUAGUGGGCUCCAUGAAACCAAGUCAUUGCAGGGUGUGGAUGGGGCAGGAUCUACCAUAAGGCCCAGCCCUGACAGGAUAAUACAUAUUCCUGGCCUGACACAAGAGCAACAGAAAGCGUUAAAAGAUCCCACCCCUGAACAUGAAGCUAGUAAAAGUUUAGUGGCCACAGUGAAGUCCCGGUCAGACACAAUCAACCUAGCUGGCAAGAGGACUGUCAGUGAGAGGGAAUGGUUGUGGCUGCAGGACGAGUUGAAAGCAGCCAGAGCAAAGUUGGGACGGCCCUGUGAUAUGUGCAAUAACUAUGAAGCUCAGCUGGUACAAGUGCAAAAGCAAGAACAAGAGGCUCAAGAAAAAAUCAAAUCCUUUGAGAGACAGUUAGAUGUAGAGAAAAGAGCUUUAGAAGCUACCACAAAACUAAAAGAGGAACUGGAAGAAACACUAAAAACUGCAGCAGAGCAAACUCAACAACAGAUAGCCACUUUAAAUACAAAAGUCCAGGAGUCUGAGAGGUUUAUGUCUCAACUCAGGCAACAGUAUUCCCAAGCAUUUACUGAUCUCCAGGAACAGUUGAAAACAUUAACAGAAACAAGAGAAGAGAUACAAAAAGAGCUGACACAACUCCAAGAAGAAAAUGAUGCAUUGCUGGGCAGGCAUUCCAAGACAGCACAACAGCUACAGAAUGAGGAGAUUAACCUUCCAAAUAAUGUGGAGGAGAUGCAGCUUCUUCUACUGAAAUAUAAGGAAGAGAUCAUUGCAGCCAAGGUGGCCAAGGAGCAUGUGGAACACAACCUGAAGAGUGAGAUCAUGUUCCUGAAGGACCAGAUACUGGCUGAGCAGCAGGAGAGGGCCAAUGUGGAGGAGGAGAUGUCUAGAGAAGUCAACUCUCUGCAAGAACAGCUUGCACUAUUACAAAGUGUCAAAUCAGAACUGGAGCGGGAGUCAAAAGUGAGGUUAGACUUAGAGGCCAAGUUAAAAGAAGUCGAGUCUCAGCUCAAAUCAAGCCAGGCAAAGUCUUCACAGUUGAUUAGUGGCCUUCAAAGCCAGCUAGCAGAACAGAAUACCAAAAUGACUAAAUUAGAAGAAGACUUAAUGAAAGCAAGAUCAAAAGUCUCAUCCCUUCAAGUUGACCUUGAUAACAGUGAAGCAGUACAGAGGGAUUUUGUCAAACUUUCACAAUCACUACAGAUUCAGUUAGAGAAAAUCCGACAGAGUGAAAAUGAAGUGCGGUGGCAACAUGAGGAGGACACAGAUGAAUGCACUGGAUGCAGCCAGCCAUUUUCUGUAACAAAGCGCAAGCAUCAUUGUCGGCACUGUGGUAGGAUAUUCUGUUCAGAUUGCACAGCAAAGACUGUGGUCAGUGGACCAAACCUUAGACAGUCCAAAGUAUGUGAUGUGUGUCACACCAUACUGGUGAAGGAUGCCACACCAUUCUUCAGCACAGAACCACCCCCUUCAUAGCGGAAAUGGUCCACAGGCACAACUUUUAAACCCCCACCCUUGAAAAGAUAUUAUCUAGGGAUAAAGUUUUCAUGCCACCCUCUCCAUAGUAUGACAUCUUUGAUACCUUCAUAGCAAACAUGACCCUGGUUGCUGAUUUUCUUAAAAACUUCAAGAGCCUUAUCAGGCAGCUUCUGUGGAAAUCUUACAUUUAAUGUAGAAUUUUCAGAUCAACGUUAAUAUGUGCUAUCAAGAGAGAAUUGUACAUUCUUUCUUUUAUCCAGUGUAAGAAGUUGUGUUUGGAGUAGUUGUGCGGCUUGUAAAGAUGGCAGUAGCAAACAUACUAGUCACAAUUAAACAUUUUAGCUGUCAUUCUGAAGGAUUGUGAAUGCAUGGGAAUCAGUCAGAGUGCUUCACUUUGUAAGUAAAAAUGUUCUUUCUUUUAUGUCUAACUGGCUGUGACUUUUAGAUUAAUCUGCAAAACUAUUAGCACUAUUUACUGUGAUACUAUACACUUAUUUAGGUGUUUUGCAGUAUAAACUAAGACAUUCUUGGACAGAAUCAGUUAGUUAUGGGGCCUUCAAAAGUUAAGCUAAGCAAAACUAAUUGCAAGAUAAUCCAGCUUAGUUGUUCAGUGAUGUUUUUGUUACCUGUAUUGAACAAUGAUAUUAGUGUUUGUUAGUAAGUAGUUCCUCUGCUACAUGUUAGUAAAAAGAAUAAAAACGUACAGCCAUUUUUUUUGACAUUACAGCUGAUGAAUAGAUUAUACUAUAACAUGCAAUGUUAACUUUAGCAUUUUAUCAGAUCAUUUACUAGAAAUAUUUGCAUGCUGUGUAUGCACUAAUUACUUUUAACUGGAAGUAACCAACUGUUCUCUGUCAUCAUCAUCUCUAAUGAGAUUUCAAACAAGACUAAAGGCAGUCUUUUCUUUUUGUACUUUUUGUCAUACAUUGGGUAGAUAUUUUUCUAAUUUGGUAGAUUUCCAAUGAAACAGCAUUAAAUGUCAUCUGCCCUUACCCAAAUCUAUAUCUGAACUACUGCAUUUAGGGCUAUAAAUGUUAUUUUUGACUACUGCCCUAUUUAAUAAAUAUGUGGAAGAAAUUUCAUAACCAGACACUUGGAAGUUUAUGGUUGCCAUUAGUUACAAACUGUUGACAGUGUGCAUGUAGCAUGAGAUUGUGUUGUCUGUCUGCUGUUUGUAACAGUAAAUGUUUAGUAGACUACAUGGAGGCAUUGACAUCACCACAAGCUUAUAUCAAACCGAAGCAUAUUUGAUGAUUUGAGUGAAAAUUGAACUACUGAAAUGUUUGUGUGCAAUGUUGUUGAUUAAAAUGUAUGGGAGGUUGUAGGAAGAUGUGGAUUGUAUGUUUAGGGUUAGGCAUCUGGCUUGGCCACAAUUGCGACUUGUGAAAUUGUAAAUACUAUUUCAUUUAAUGUAAUAAGCUUCAGUAUUAAAGGUGCAGAAUUUCUUUCCAGUUAAGGACUGCUUGAUUCACAGUUAAGUUUAAAUAUAGAAGAGCUUAUUGUAUUUGUACAUUCUUGUCACACAUAUGCUGGUUUUAAAGCAAGUUCAUUGUUUUAUAUAAAUGUUUUGUUGG